CUUCCGAUGGGAGGUAUAUAAUUACACGUGUAUUCAAACCGGCGCGCAGAAAAAUGUCAGAAAGUGCAGCAAGUUUCACCAUUCCGUGUCAUGACAUUGUUAGUGUCGUAGAAUUCGUGCCGUUCGAGUGGUGCACGAAUCUAUUAGCUGUUGGUGCAAGUUCAAGAGUCACCAUUUACAGCGUAGACUUCAAGGAUGAAGCUGAGGAUGGUGAUCAAUUCGUGUUUAAACAAGUGCGGGAUUUUCAAAAUGGGUGUAGAGUGACCGCUAUAUCAUGGAGCCCAGAAACAUCGUAUCAGUCUCGGGAAGUGGCAGACUGUUUAAGAUUUGCUGUUGCUGGAUCCAACAACAGAAUUCAACUUUUUGAGUCAGAUUUACGUGGGAAAGACACUCUAGAGUUGCUAGAGGGCCACACUGACUUUAUCAACUCUGUGGCCUACAACCCCCAGAGUGGAGAGACUCUGGCCUCGACUGGUGAUGACUUGACCUGUAGGCUGUGGGUCGGGGAUGAACUCAAUGCCAGCUUCCAGCUCGGUGCUCCAGGAAUGUCUGUGUGUAUUCAUGAAAGAGAACCAGGCAAGGUGAUGGUGGCACAGAAAGAUGGCAUCAUAAAGAUAUUUAGUAUGGACCUACAACUCCAGAUCAUGUCUCUGGAUUGUUGCCAGUCUCCACUGAUGAGUGCCGACUGGAGCAGGCUAGACGACGAUGUCAUUUGUGCGGUGGCUGGUACAGAGUGGCUUAUCUUCUAUCUAUCAAGAUCUAGUCAGCCGCAGGAAAGACGUCAAGCCCACCCUGAAGGGGCACGGGACAUUCGGUGGGCAAAGUCCACACCCAUACUUUUGGCCACCACAGGACGACCAGGACGACAGAUCAAGGUGUUUAGCACAAGGCACCAUCAGGUUCCCUUGAGUACGAGCCAACAAGUGGCCUAUGGGAUGAGUUGGCACUACACCUACCCAGUACUGGCUGUGGGAGGGGAUCAGAAAGUGAACCUAUACCAUAUAGAGCCUACCAAGGCACAGAUGGGCUGACCGAAACCUUACAGCAAGGAUAAGCAGAGCUUGAUAAAGAUUGGUGACCGGGAACCUGAUCGGACACAAGUCAGCUUAAAUAGUGUCUUCAAUUGUUGAAUUUGGCGGAUAAUUGAGGCCUUUUGGGCACUAUCAGACUGGAAAAGCUACCCGAAGUAUGGACAAAAACAAAUACACAGUUGCAUCAUAUUCCAAAAAUUGUUGUGGAAUUGGUGGCAAAUAAUAUGCAGAAGUCACUGUUAAUGGUAUAAUUCAGACAUCCCAGCAAGUAUAUUGAACAGACAAGUUUUAGUCGGUGAGGGUUAUAGCUUAACAGACAGUGAGACAGGUAUUCCAUCCCACAGUGGACAACAGGUGGUAUUUCAUAAUAUUAUUAUAAAUAUGUAUGUUUUCUGAUGUAGUGGAGUUCAACUACAGUGCAAUAACUAAUGUCCAAUAUAGUUGGUCAGAACUGUAAUAUGUGACCAAGUUCAGUAUAUUGUACUUUGUAAGGAGACUGAAGGGAAUAAGUUUAUCCUUUCUUUUCAAGGCUGCAUACCAGAACAAUUGUAUAUCAAUCUCAGUGAAUCGUGCCUUGUUAUACAGCAGUAGUAUUAUGUACUCGUCUUACAAUGGAAUAUUGUGACUAUAGCUACCAAUACCUGCAGUUACACAAAUUGUAACAUUGCUGUCAGUUAUUUAUAUGUGACAUUACUACUGAUGCCCUUACAAAUGUAUCAACACUGACAAUUCAAUGAAUAAAUGUAAAAGUUAAUUUAUAUUUAUAUACUGUAUU
Molecule: messenger RNA, 1806 nt
Organism: Mizuhopecten yessoensis (Yesso scallop)
Lineage: Eukaryota; Metazoa; Mollusca; Bivalvia; Pectinida; Pectinidae
Product: nucleoporin Nup37-like
Exons: 7
Coding region: 54-1031 (325 amino acids)
Cellular component (GO): nuclear pore outer ring
Molecular function (GO): protein binding
Source: RefSeq, a predicted model, not a curated record